This is a messenger RNA of Staurois parvus, 1014 nucleotides long. Lineage: Eukaryota; Metazoa; Chordata; Amphibia; Anura; Ranidae. The record is from the annotation of a GenBank genome assembly.
AUGGCCUCGGCUCUGUACGCCUGCACCAAGUGUCACCAGCGGUACCCGUUCGAGGAACUUUCCCAGGGCCAGCAGCUGUGUAAGGAGUGCCGAAUUGCUCAUCCAAUUGUAAAAUGCACCUACUGUCGAUCAGAGUUUCAACAAGAAAGUAAAACCAACACUAUAUGCAAGAAAUGUGCGCAAAAUGUUAAGCAGUUUGGAACGCCCAAACCUUGUCAGUACUGUAACAUCAUAGCAGCAUUUAUUGGCACAAAGUGCCAGCGUUGUACCAACUCAGAGAAGAAAUAUGGACCUCCGCAGACCUGUGAGCAAUGCAAGCAGCAAUGUGCUUUUGAUCGGAAGGAGGAAGGGAGAAGAAAGGUUGAUGGGAAGCUCCUCUGUUGGCUUUGCACGCUGUCCUACAAGAGAGUUCUUCAGAAGACUAAGGAGCAGCGUAAAAGUUUGGGCUCCACCCAUUCCAACUCCUCCACCUCUUCCCUUACUGAGAAAGACCAAUCUAAACAUCACCAUCAUCAUCACCACCACCAUCAUCACCGGCACAGUGGCAGCCACCACAAAGUUAGCAGUCUAAGCCCGGAAUCAGAGCAGGGAAUUUGGAAACAAAGUCAUAAAUCCACUACAGCAAUUCAGAAUGAAACUCCAAAGAAAAAGCCCAAAUUGGAAUCAAAGCCAUCUAACGGAGACAGUAGUUCAAUCACUCAGUCGACUGACAGUGGUGGUACAGACAACUUUGUCCUAAUCAGCCAACUGAAAGAGGAAGUCAUGUCUCUGAAACGUCUCUUGCAACAAAGAGACCAAACCAUUCUGGAGAAGGAUAAAAAGUUGACUGAACUGAAAGCAGACUUCCAGUACCAAGAGAAUAACUUGAGGACAAAGAUGAAUGGCAUGGAGAAGGCUCACAAGGAAUCGGUUGAGCAGUUGCAGGGCAAAAACCGGGAAUUACUGAAACAAGUCGCAGCUCUGUCAAAGGGUAAAAAAUUUGAUAAAAGUGGCAGCAUCCUGACAUCCCCCUGA